Molecule: messenger RNA, 1529 nt
Organism: Pteropus alecto (black flying fox)
Lineage: Eukaryota; Metazoa; Chordata; Mammalia; Chiroptera; Pteropodidae
Gene: UPK3BL2
Product: uroplakin 3B like 2
Exons: 6
Coding region: 739-1392 (217 amino acids)
Source: RefSeq, a predicted model, not a curated record
AUAGAAAAAUGUCGACAAUUGUUGGGUCUGAGUGAAGGCUGUAUAUAUGAGCAUUCAUUGUACCAUAUACUUUUAACUUUUCUAUAGGUGUGGCCAUUUCUGUAGUAAAAAGCUGGGGAGAUGAAGAAAGGCUUUCACCGCUGGGUCUGAUGGGGACUUAUCAGCUUGGCCCCUGUCAGAUCCGCUCAUGUCCCCUCUCUUCUGAGUCUGGGCCACGCAAAGUGUGGCUCAGCCCAGACUCAGAAGAGAGGGGGACAUGCUCUCUCACCAAGGCCCACAUAUUUGUUUAAAAUUCUGUUGUCCAACCUCUGCAUCCUAUAGCUAAAUGCUAAUCCCAGGGUGACCUACCUGAUUCUGAAACACAGCAGUGUCACCACCAGUGGGCUGAAAUAGCUGCUUUAUGGAGGGGCCUGUGCAAGACCCUGGGAGCCCUCCCUCCCCGCAGUAAGGAGAGCCAGUUCCUGCAGAGAGCUUUCAGAAGGAGUAGGAUAGAACAUACUCUAUGCUGCAAUGAUUAGCAGAUGGAGGUGCACGCCAGAUGCUAGUGGAGCGUGGAGGGGAGGUGCCAAGGCCAGUCAGGGCACAUUUCUAACAGUGCGGACCCUGGGGGAGGUAGAACUGAAGAACGAAAGUUCCCUGAGUAUUGCAAGGUAGUGAGGGACCUUUGGAAGAGACUGGCCUAACCAAAAGUGCAGAGGGGCAGAAGGACAAAGCAGCAGGCCCACGAGAGCAUCAGCUAUGUGCCCAGGCUCUCCAGUGGCACCCUGGCAGGGAAAUGCACCCAGUCUACCUUCACGCUGGAGCAGCCACGGGGCCGGUUCAGUCACCUCAACAUCUCCGACCUUGACCCCAUCUGGCUGGUGGUGGCCCACAGCAAUGAGGUUGGAGGACAUCCCAGUCCCUGCUGACUUCUCCCAGAGGGGCUACUACCUCACACUGAUGGCCAACCGGGCUCUCUACCAGGGGGGCCAGCCUGGCAACCAGCUCCAGGUCCUCCGAGUCGGCAAUGACACCAGCUGCUCCCCAACGACAAGGGGCUGCAACCACCCACUGCCAGGCCCAGGCCCCUACAGAGUGAAGUUCCUGGUGAUGAGUGAUAGAGGAUCCGUGGCUGAGACAGAGUGGUCCAGUGAGACCCAUCUGAAGCAAGGUAUGAGGCCAGCUGUGGCACUCCAGGCUACCCCAGGGCCCCAGGGUGCAGGUACCGUAGUCAUCAUGGCCAUUCUGUCGGUCCUGCUGACCGUCCUCCUCACUGCCCUCCUCACCCUGCUCAUCUACACCUGCUACGACAGCUGUGGGAGCAUUCCCAUUUCAGGACCAGGGGAGUCGGGGCGCGUGAGAAGAUAUAACCCCCACCACAUGUUCAGCCCGACAGCUGUGGGGAGCUCCUGAGGGAAGCCAGGGGGCUCCCAUCUGCCCCUAGCCUCCUCCCUGGUCCAGGCUGCAGAGCCUGGGCUGGGGGCAUGUCCUGCAGCUUCCAGAGCUCAGAAAUAAAUAUCAGAAAUAAAUGUCCCCAGCACCUUCCUGUA